CUCCUAUUAGUCUAUACUCUGCAGAAGACGAAAAUCGCGGUAGCGUACGCAUGCGUUCUAUAUUUAAAUAUUUUACGCGCUCUUAGCACUAAAUGAUAGUCAAAUAAAAAGUUUUGAAAGUGAAUUUUAAAAAUGGAACUCACCUUAUUGAUUCUUCUCUUCGUCUGGCAAAUGUUGCCAGCUGUGUUCGCCCACCAAUUCAUUUCUCAUGUUUAUGUGACAACCCCAGCUCACAGCUAUAGUCAUGGUGUUGGUGAUCUAGUGUCUAUCCAGAGACGUCACGUGACACCCAUAAGGAAUUUACGAUUACCCCAGAUGACCCAAGCGCAGCUAGGAUACUCUCGGCAACGGCCAUCCAUUCCGUUCCACGUAGAGGAGACUCCGAGAAUGUUACCAUGGCAACAAGACAUGCGCUACGCUGAAAAAAUUCCUCUGCUACCUCCAUCUCCGUACAAAGUGGACUCGGCGGAUCCCGAAUCCCUCUGGCCUGAGGGAUUAUUCAUACCACCUCCACCUUUGCAAUUUGACAUACAAAGAAGGUCGAGCCAGAUUAAAAAUUCGAGGCCUUCAAGGGAUGAUGAUUUCUUGGACCCAUAUCUUCUUCAAGGCUCCGAGGCAAUAUUAGCCAUAGAAAAAACUAAACAACACGGCGAAUUAUAUUUUCACGACGUACCUCACAUACAAUCAUUGCUGACCAAUCAACAGCAUCGCGUGGAAAACAACUUAAAGCCCCACCGUCUUGGCAGUAUACGACAUACUUGGCCGUUCAACCGCACUUAGUAAUGUACAGAAACUUCAAUAAAUUACCUCCAUUAAAUAAUGUAUGCUUUUUUGUCCUCCACCCCGAGGAAAAACAGAAGUACCCAAACCAUCUAUUUUCGAAUAUAACUUCCGUAUGUCAAACCCGUUAGUAUCAUUCUUGACAUGCGGAAGUCAUACUUAGCGCUAAGUCCGACUCUGUAUAUAAUCAUUGCAUUAAAACAUGGACUAAAAUUACUAUAAUAUUUGUUAUUAUGGUAAACAUCACUGUUUGUAUGAUUAAGAUAUAAAAAAAUAUAUUUAUGAAAUUAGACAAUACAACUAAGUAGA
Pieris brassicae (large cabbage white) is the source of this 1089-nucleotide messenger RNA. RefSeq lists its product as uncharacterized. NCBI's taxonomy places the organism in Eukaryota, Metazoa, Arthropoda, Insecta, Lepidoptera, Pieridae. The record is from RefSeq and is a predicted model, not a curated record. The transcript is spliced from 5 exons. Bases 133 to 780 code for a protein of 215 amino acids.